CCGAGCACCUGGAGCACAGGCGCGGGGCGCACGUGUUUCCAGCCCUUUAUACGUCCCCAAACGCUCUCCGCCCGACUGCCGCAAGCCGCCCCCCCCCCCCGGGUCUUUUCCUUGGAAGAGGGCGGGUGGAGGUUUCUCUCCCCCCGUUGCCCCGCGGGACACGACCAGCGAGGGUGACCGAGCCGGCCGCGCCGAGCACCGCAGCUCUCGCGCGGGGGGUUGCCUUUGCGGGCUGGUUUCCCCGCUUCGCUCUGCCUCCCGCUCGCAGCCGGCUCCGGCCGAGCCGGCGGCGCGAUUGGCUGCGGGUGACCCCGGGCUCAGCCCCGGGAGCCGGGGGACUCGGCGCGCCGCGCACCCUCCCCGGCCGGAGCGAGAGCCCGCGGAGCGGGGAGGCUGCGAGUUCGGACUCCGCUCCGCCGCCGCUUGAGCGCCACCCCCUCACCCGCCUGCAAUAAUAGUAACCACCGCGGCCCCCCCGCAAAGAAAAAACCCAACCCACCCCACCCGCACCGAGGAAGGGGAACCCCCCUCCCCCGCCCCGGAGCUCAUUGCAAACACCAGGCAAGGCGGCGACCGGGGGCGGGGGGCGGGGGGGGUUACUUUCCUUUUCCUUUUUUUUUUUUUUUUUGCACGCAUGCCUUUUUGUUUUAAAGCCUCCUGCCUGCAGGAUCCCGGGGUUUGCAGCGCCGAGCCGUAGCCCCGCUGCAGAGCGCGCAACUGCCCCCCCGCCCUCCGCGCCGCGGGCUGGUCCCCGCUGUCUCUGGCUGGGGCGGGGGGUGAAGCCGCUGCGGGGCUGGUUCGCGGGCGAUCCGCUCCCCUGCGGGCUGUGGGGUGGGCGGCAAGGGGGCUCGCUGCACGCCCGGCUGUCCGGAAAGGGGGGCUGGCCAGGAUGGCUGGGGUGCCCCGCUCGCUCUUGUGCCUCUGUCUGGGCUGGAGCUGCCUGUGCCUGGCGCUGGGGGACCUGCUGCGAGCUCACCUGGUGGGGCUGCGGAGGAAGGCGGCCCUGGGAGGGGUCGCGGGCGGCCAAGCCCGGGCGGCAGGUGACCCUGGCCCCGCGCAGCUGCCGCCGCCGCCGCCGGGCGACAAGGUCUCGGAACACAUGCUCCGGCUCUACGACAAGUACAGCGGCGCCCGGCGCCAGGAGCUCCCCAGCCGCCAGCCUGCGCACCUCCGGGAGGGCAACACGGUCCGCAGCUUCCGCGCCCUGCCAGCGGGGAGCCCAGGAAGCAAAGAGCCACAUGUUUUUAAUCUGACCUCCCUAACCAAGUCUGAAAAUAUCUUGUCAGCUUCGUUGCAUUAUUAUAUUGGGGACCUACUAAAUGCUACUUGGAGUUGUCCCCGAUCCGGAGGCUGCUCUCGUCAUGGACACAGGAAACCUGAAAUUCAAAUAGAUCUCUCAGUGUUGAGCUUUCCUUCUGAUGGGAACCAAACUCGAACCCUGGGACGUUUUCUAAUAAAUGUUUCCACAGCUUAUCGGGAUGUCCUUUCCUGGCAGUGGAAGGACAUUACUCAUGUCCUGAGUGAGGCAAAGCAGAAUGAUGAACUUCUGAUUGGUGUGAAAAUGGCCUUGACUGGCCGCUAUUCCUGGAGGAGGAUGCCGUCCUGCUAUGAACCUUACAUCCUGGUGUAUGCCAAUGACUCUGCUAUUUCAGAACCAGAGAGUGUUGUUUCUAGCUUGCAAGGACACCGAAAUUCCCUGGUUGAGGGCUUCCCCAGACCCAAAAGCCACUCAAAGAGCAGCCUUGGUGAACAGCGACAGAAACGUUCCACCAACAUCCUGUUGCUCUUGCAGAACAACGAGCUCCCAGGUGCCGAGUACCAGUACAAUGAGGAUGAGGGAUGGGAAGACAGGAAACCCUACAAAACCCUCCAGCCGCGGCUGGCAGAGAGGACAAAGGGUAAGAAAAAGCAGAGAAAGAACAACAACCAGAAGAGCCAAACACUCCAGUUUGACGAGCAAACCUUGAAGAAGGCAAGAAGGAAGCAAUGGAACGAGCCGAGAUACUGUGCGCGGCGCUAUCUCAAAGUGGAUUUUGCAGACAUUGGCUGGAGCGAAUGGAUUAUUUCCCCUAAAUCCUUUGAUGCAUAUUACUGCUCAGGUGAAUGCCAAUUCCCCAUUCCAAAGGUCUUGAAGCCAUCAAACCAUGCCACCAUCCAGAGCAUAGUGAGAGCAGUUGGGGUCAUCCCUGGUAUUCCUGAGCCUUGCUGCGUUCCUGACAAAAUGUCUUCUCUCAGCAUCCUAUUCUUUGAUGAAAAUAAGAACGUGGUGCUUAAGGUCUACCCCAACAUGACAGUGGAGUCCUGUGCAUGCAGAUAACGUCCCAGAUGAGCCCUUUGAAAUGUCUAAAUUGAGCUGUUGCUUUUUCUUUUCUCCCCCGCCAAUGCAUUUCAUUCAAAAAAUAGAUUUAUAAAAAACCUGAAUAAGAGCGAAGAUACUGAAUGGAGAUACCCAGGCAGGGGAACUUAAACUUAACUCACCCUUGGGUCCGACUGAGAAGUAAGCUUUGGCAACUGGGACUAACUAUUUCUGUUAUAAUGUACAAACGAAAAGUGAAAUUUACAAAGGACUGUUCAAGAUUUUUUGGAACUGGCAGGAGGACAACGUUGACUUAUUUUUGUACAAGGCUUUGAAAAUGGCAGCCACUGUUUGAUUUUUGUCUCUGUUCUUCUAAUGACUAAUGGGGAGGGAGAUUAAGAAAUACAUUAUACAUUUGAAGCUAGGCCUUGGGUUACUGAACAGCUCAGCAGCUGCUAAAUAAUCUGAACAAAUCUAACUUAUCCUAAGAGCCUUAGAAAAUCCAGCUUAAACGUUUAUUUCCUUGAUAUGACAUCAUUGAUUUCGCAUGUAUAUUCAUUUUUGUUCAGCAUGUUCUUUAGAAUUCAGCCCAUGUGACAUUCCUCCCCUCAGUUUAGAUGAUCUAAGUCCCAAUUAUGCUGCAUGAGAAGUUGUGAUGUCACAUAGAGAGGCUUUUCUCUCAUGCCAGAGUAUAGUGGGAAACAGUUGACCCAAAAGCCUAGCACAGUGAUUUUCAACCUGUGGUCCACAGACCCCUGGAGGGGUGCAGAUUAUGUCUAAGAAUGCUAAAGGGAUUCAUACCUCCAUUUGAAAUUUUUUAAAAUUUAAAAAAAUCCAUAUUUGAUCCAAAAAGUACGUCCAUGGCUGCUAUAACAAUAAACCCUGACCAGCUCUAGUCACUAAUCAUUAGCGAAACUGUCAAAAAGAAAAUUGCAUAGAGCAUUAGUGGGCAGCUAAGUCAGGAGUUCUGAUAUUUUUCUGAUAUUUUUCCUUUAGGUUUAGGUGCCAGUUGAAGACACAGGUUCUUUCCCAUCUGUUCCCAUGUAAUAUUGUUGAUGGUCAUUAGGGGCUAAGUUCUUUAUUGUGAUAUGCACCCUCACUUUCCAUUGAAGACAAUGGGAGCCGUUCAUCUGUACAUGAGGGUGGAAUUUGUCCUAAAUUUGUCUUUGUAAGUAUUGCAAUGUUUUUCCUUCUACAGGGCAGAUAAUUUGUGCCAUACACUACAGUAGGGAUGAUUUAUUUACCAACAUCCUUCCAGAAAGCCUGCAAUUCUAACAGUUCUGUAUUAGGGAAUUGUUAUGCAACUGUCUUAGUCAAUGUAUGUAUCUACUUCUAUUAGCAAAAAAAGGCUUUUAUUCUUGUUGUUAAGGAAAGGGGACUAUUUUAUGCUAUUGACUUCAUUAACCUGGACUGGAGGAAAAUAUUAUUCCACAGCCAGCCAGAAUUUUUUCCAGAGCAGUUUGGGUGGGGAGGGAAUGUUAGAAAAUUCUUAUCCUCGGUUUUCUAUGUGCUGUGUGUGGUUGAGAGAAAGAGAGUGAACAGACUCAUGGGCCUAAAUCCUGCCACAAUGUGAAAGGCAUCUCAGCCAGUUAGGCAGGCAUAAUUUAGGCAGCCAAGACACCCAGACUUCUAGUAAAGAUGCAAAAGAAGAAUAUCGCCUUUAUCAGUGUAGGGUGUAAGCCUGGAGCCUGAGACAGGAAAGGGUCAUUGCGUCUGACCAAAUAAAGGAGAGACUGCCACAGGAUGAGUUUAACCGGGAGGAGUAUGCUUCAAUGAACAAUGCCAUUUUAACCUGAGUUAACACACCUUCUAUCUGCAAUGAAGACAUGCUCUCAGUUACAACUGUCCAAGCCAGAGCAUCCCCAUUAACAUCAGUUACUUUGAAUUAGCAGAGGCAUGUAACAGAGCACCAUCUGGCUGUCACUUAUCCGUUUCAUAGGCUGUCUCGGAACUUACAACUUUUAUGUGAGUUUCAGGAUUUUGGCCCCAUGUUCCAUCAGUUCUGUACCUGCAAAAGCAACAAUAAAGAAUUCCAAACCACCACAGAAGUGUAUCAAAUUAAAAACGGCUAGCGCAAUACAUAACUGUUCAGUAUACAAACAUGAGAGUUGGCCUUUACCAGCUCCUAGAAGGAUUCUCUUCCCUAGAUUUUUCAUAUUCAGUAGAGCAAGGAGCUGACUUUGAACAUGGUUGUUAAGCAAUCCAGGCCCUGGUUCUUGCAGUUUCCAUUCCUGUCAAAUUCUUAUUAAGAAAGGCCUUCAAUUUUCAAAGGGUACAUGAGUUCACAGUCUGCUUUUCAAAAUGCCAUUGCAGUCAAUGGUCCUAUUGGCUUCUUACAACCAUCCUGUCGUACAGCACUGUUGAGAUUUCAUUCAUUAUCUUUUGAUGCCCCUUCUGGGGUACUGGUAGUGAUUAAGGGUAAAGAAAGUCCUGUCCUGCCAUUCUUAUUUAUGUGACUAGUCCCAUUGAUUUUAACAGAAGUCCCAUGGAAUGCUUCUCCACUAUUUGAGGUCGAAAUUCUGCUUGGUGUAACUGAAUGCAGAAUCCAGACCUAAUUAAUUAUAAGGUCUCAAACUGUGUCCUAUGGUUGUGUUGUUUUUUAAAUGUUAUGACUUUUAAAACAGGGGUCACAUUCAGUUGAUGGUGGAAGUGGUUACAGCAUCAGUGGCUUUAGUUAGUCUAAUGUUUGCAACUCUGUUUUGCCUGAUUCUGCUCUGAUGCUCAAUUUCACUGGUUUAAUGCCAUUGACUUCAAAGGUGUUAAACCGAAUUUGCAGUGGUGUAAUUAAGUUCAAAUUCAAACUAUCAUUACAAAGGAAAAAUAACCAUCUCUGACUCUUAUCAGACCUACUACUUUCUCACCUGUGUCCACAUGCACACUCUGCAAUCACCCCAGGAAACCCCUCUCUCGUUAACCAUGGAUAAGUGACAGAUGUUUUGUGCACAAAACUUUUUCAUUUGUACUUUCCAGUGAAAGUUUCUGAAUAAAGCAAUGUCUCCUUAGCCAUUUA
Molecule: messenger RNA, 5306 nt
Organism: Chelonia mydas (Green sea turtle)
Lineage: Eukaryota; Metazoa; Chordata; Testudines; Cheloniidae
Gene: BMP3
Product: bone morphogenetic protein 3
Exons: 3
Coding region: 890-2317 (475 amino acids)
Biological process (GO): BMP signaling pathway; SMAD protein signal transduction; osteoblast differentiation
Cellular component (GO): extracellular region
Molecular function (GO): cytokine activity; growth factor activity
Source: RefSeq, a predicted model, not a curated record